Molecule: messenger RNA, 3114 nt
Organism: Saccharomycopsis crataegensis
Lineage: Eukaryota; Fungi; Ascomycota; Saccharomycetes; Ascoideales; Saccharomycopsidaceae
Product: Zn(II)2Cys6 transcription factor domain-containing protein
Exons: 1
Coding region: 1-3114 (1037 amino acids)
Biological process (GO): positive regulation of transcription by RNA polymerase II
Molecular function (GO): DNA-binding transcription factor activity, RNA polymerase II-specific; zinc ion binding
Source: RefSeq, a predicted model, not a curated record
AUGUCCCAAAUACCUGUGGAUCAAGAUAAUGAAUCCCUUUCUCCACUAAGAAAACGGACAAAAGUCUCUAGGGCCUGUGACCAAUGCAGAAAGAAGAAGGUAAAAUGUGACGCCCACUUUAAUAAAACAUCAAAUCUCCUUGAGAGACCAUGUUCUCAUUGCUCCAAAAAUGAUGAAGUUUGCACUUUUGAACGAACCCCUCUCAAAAGAGGCCCAUCCAAAGGAUAUUCGAAAUACUCGGUCUCGCAACCAUCCGAUCAAUACAUACCAAAGGGCACCUCAAUAUCUGCGUCUUCCUCUUCCUCAAGCCUAUCAAUGUUGGUGCCUCAAAAGCAACUGUUGCCACCAUUAAACUCAAAUUUCUCCAGCAAUAACAAUAACAAUAAUAAUAAUAGUGUCAAUUUACCACCCAUUGGCACUAUCACUAAACCAAUGAACUCUUUUAUUGCUGCAACACUGUCAUCAUCAUCACCCCAACAACUUUAUUCAAAAUAUUAUCAAUCAACAGGACUUAUCCUGCUGCAGAUACCUCCAUUAACGGCUCCUAGACCAAUAAUUUCACCUGACACCAGCAACAACAAGUUCCCAUCAUCAUUUUCAGCGACCCCAACACCUCCGGGACUGGUCACCCAUCUGCCAAUAUUUUCACCAAUUCGAUCAAGAUCAAACUCUGAUGUGGUCCACCCUCCCAAAUUGUCAAGACCUUCGGUUAGUAGCAUUAAUAACAUUCUCAAUCCCCCAAUGCCACCAUCAUCAUCUUCGAUUAAUCAACCUCAACCUCCUAACUUUCAAACCCCUAGUGGCAUGUUUUGGAAAGUGCCGUAUGCUUCAUCUAUCACCGAACGCAAAAACUCCACUGACUCUUUGAAUCUGUUUGUUAGUGACUACUCUGCUGCGUCACCCAUGGCUACCAAUUUUGAUAAUGGUGCUGGUGCGAUUUCUGACCUGGAAAAUGAUGAAUACCGAUCAGCAGUAAGUCAUUAUUAUGGCAUUAACAAUGCUAAAACUCCGGUUCUGCCAGCCAACUCAUAUUCCAGUUUGAGUAGCAUUAACAAUAAUAUCAACAGAACCUUGAAUUUCAAUAAUGAUUCGCCUAGGGUAACUUCCCAAUUGCCUAAUCAUCAACAUGAUUUGGUUUCCAAAUCCUCAAGAGAUGGUAAACCUUACAAUGACCAAUUGGAAUAUAAUCUUGGAUUUUAUUAUCGAGUGAUCCAUGCUAAUUUUCCAAUAUUACCACUAUCACGACAAGACUUUGAUACUUGGGUGAAUCAAAUACCCCAUUCGGCAGAAAAUAGGGUGGUGGUCGAUGUAUUUUGCAAAGUAUUACAAAUCGUGGUUAGUGUGAUUAAAAAGGAUGAUAUUAACAUUAUUAAUCCAAACCAAACGGAAUUCUCGAAUUUGAAUAAUCAAGUUUUGCUAAUCAAAGAUAUUUUGCAUCCAUUAUUUAUCCAGAUUUUCCAAAUCUAUCCGUCACUUUUAAGAAAUUCACUGGGUAGUUCCAUCUCCAGUGUGGAUACCAGCCAUUAUUCCAAAGUUUUAUUGUUGAUAACCUUGAAUCUCUGUAAUUAUUUGGUGGUCAAUUCCGGGGAGGAUUUCACUGGGGGAUUUCACUUCAUCUUCACCAUAUUCAUGGACUUUCAAGUGCAUAAGAAAAUUAAACCUUUGGUAUCCGAACUUUCAAGAUCCAAAUCUUCUAAUGGGAUGAUGCACACUGACGCAAUGACAUCUUCAAGUACUCUGAUUCCGUUUGCCAAAUUAUCCAAACCAUUUGAAGGGAUUUCGUCAUUUAAUCCAGAAUUGAUCUAUGUUAGACUUUUGAUCAACUCGGUGGUGUUGGAAAAUAUUUAUUCUUUGGCCUUUGGCGCGCCUAGAGUCUUCAACUCCAUCCAAUUAGAUCCUAAUUUAGUAGAUUUGGUAUACGGUUUAGGGUUAACAAAAUCACUGCCAGAUGAAAUGGUAUCGGCAAAAAAUCAUUUCAAAGUGGGGUUGAUACUCUCCAAAAUCAUUGCGAUGGUUCAAGGGACGUUUGGCAGUGGUAUACUUUGUGGAUUUCGAUCGUUUUAUAAUAGUUAUGGUGAAUAUCGGGAAGAAGAAGAAGAAGAUGGUGAUGAUCAAGAAGAAGCAGUGGAUUAUAUGAAACAAUUGAGCAAGUUGAAUAUAAGAUCAUUUGAAUUGUUCAAGUCAUUUGAGAUUACAAGCUAUCAUAAUAAUGGGAAAAUUAAAGAUUUGGCAACGAAUUAUCUCAUGUUUAUUGAGCACAGAUUUCAAUUGAUUGACUGUUUGAAGGAGAUCCGGAGAGAAUCGGGAGUUUCUGGUAAUGUGGUGAUGCAAAAGUCAAAUAAUGAUGGGGAUAUAAAUACUAAUGGGAGGAUGGUAAUUGAAAAGUUACAAACCCAAUUAAGUAAUGUCUGUACUCAACUUUUAUUUAAGACCAUUGAUUUGUUAACCAUCAUAAUUGAGAAUCGUUCGGAGUUUCAUUCUUUAUCACCGGCAUCAUUACAAUCUCGAUCGCUUAAGACUCCAAGGUACGUGUUAUUACAAUCCCCUUUUACUCCCACGAUAUUUAGACAAACUGUCAUUUUGACUAAUGUGAUCAAGAUCCUUGUGCAUUCUAUGGGGUUUAAUCCUCAGUUUUCUGAGGGUACUAUCGAUGGUAAACGCAGGCUUCAGGUGUUUGAUGGGGAUGUGAAAAUGAUUUACCAAAACUACCUUCCGGUAAUCAGGCCUUUCAAUGAUAGUAACAAUUAUGGGAUCACCCACCAGGGGGAGGUGAGCAAUCUGUUUGUCAAAGAUGUGGCAGAGCUGAUAUUCAAGAGAAAUGACGUUGGUAUUUUAGGUAUGUCCAAGCCUGAUUUGUAUUCUGUUAAAAAUGGAGAGGUUGGCGGAAGAAAUCUAUUUCUGUUUUUUAUCGAGCAAUACAAAGUUCCAUUGGAAACUGCUACGGGUGCCAGUAUUUCCGUUGGCCAUCCAAUGAUGAUCAAUUAUCAGUAUAAGAAUAGCCAAUAUUUUGAAGGCAAACGGAUGGAAGAGGUUUUCAAGGUUUGGCAAAAGUUUAUAAAAGAAGUGGAACGGUAUUUAAGAUCCCAGGACCAUGAAGGAUGGUUGUUAAAGUGA